CAUGAUCAUGCACGUAGUCUAUUCGCUCAGGGUGAGCUAAAUCAGCCGUGCUUAUGCAUAUGAACCCAUUUCCCGCGGCUUGUACUCAUCCUUCUCAUCACAAUACCUCAAAUGGCGGAGGUGGUGGGCGCCGUCGCCGCAGUUGUCCAGUUCGUGGACGUAGCUCUUCGCCUUUCAUCCUGUCUCGAACGCUUCUGCUCAGAUGUGCGCAAUGUACCGCGGCGUUUUGUUCAGCUGCAGACCGACCUACGUCAGCAAAUCGAGAUCGCGCAACAGAUCCAGAAUCACCGCUUGCCUGGUUUCGCGGCGGCAGUAGCGUCCUCAGCGUUUAACACGCCUCUAGCUGAGUACAUUGAUCUCGCUGAGGAGCUGUGUAAGACGCUGGAAUGUCUACUCGGCCGUAAGAAUGAUGGCGUCUUGCGACGAGGCUGGGAUGCCAUUUGUUCAGUCCGUAAGAAGGAAGAGGUGGUAAGCAUAUGUGAUCGACUUGAACAGAAGCAGAGCACGCUCUCCUUGUGGCUGGAAGCAGCGAAUCUCAAGCUCAUAUCCAGUAUCGCGGCGACUACAGGCCAGACGCGGCUUGAUGUCGGAGAUACCCUGACGCUCGUUGAGACAGUGAACAACACAUCGAACAGCAUCGCAACGAACACAGCACAGCUACUUCCGUACAUCGAACAGAUUGACCGAACCAUAGCAACCACAUCCAUCAGGACGGAACACAUCUUACACGAUACCCAACGCCUCCUUACAGGAUACGAUGCGGAUGCAAUAGCACGGCAAUCAAGUCGACAGAUCAUGGCGAUGACUUUGGCGAAUACAGAGCAAAUUAUUGCGGCUAUCGAAAAGUUGACCCUGAGCCCAGGCAAACACAGCCCCCAUGCACAAUCCGGCUCCGUUACGGACCACGUGUAUGCCGGCUCCUCGGCAAGCCAGCAAGUUCAGCAAAGCACAGUAAGCCAUCGCCGUAGACCACAACGAUGCAAAUGCCGUACUGUCAGCACUGCACGUCGGUGGCAGCCGUUGUCUAUCCUUCGAUUCACACGAACUUUCCGAACGCAACACUUCUCAUACUGUCCGGAUUACCGAAACUCGGAGCAAAGCCUUGAGGUUACCCUGCAGGUUGUCCCUCCAUCGUGGCUUCUUUACCAUACCAUCGACUUUGGUACUCGAGUAAGAAACUGGUCAACUAUGAACCAAUUCUCAGUCAGUCCAAUCGUAAUCGGCACGAGCAGGCUCGUUGAUUCGAAUACAUCACCUGCAUUUCUUGCGAUAUCGGACGCUAAGAAGGAGCUCUUUAAGCUUCGACAAGGUGAGCUGAGCAUUCAUCAGCAUGACAUUGUGACUCAGCUCCACAACACGCUACAACGGAUGUUCGACAACGCAGAAGCGUCAGCUCUAGAUGUGGACAGCGAUGGCCACACUGUCUUGAAUGAAACUGUUCAGCUUUUCAUCUCACAUCUUGGGUCGCCAUGCGUCGCGGAAUACGUAGCUCUUUUUCAAUUCUUAUUGGAUAAAGGGGCCGAUCCCAACGUGAUAAGAGACGCCAAGCCGGUUCUUACAUUCAGUGAUUUAACGCACCAUGGGGGCACCACAUGUGAUCAACUCAUGGACCCAAUGUAUUUCUACUCAAGCCCCCUUACUCUGGAGCCCAAAGGACUCCAGACCAUCCUUGAACUACUCGUAAAGGCUGAGGGACACACAUCGAAACCUUUUGUAGGUUCCACAUACCGAGGUGAUACAUGCAUUGGGUUUCGCCGGGAUGUCCUACAACUAAGCUUAUUUGAAGACCAAAUCGAUAUCACGGACUUAGGGGAUCUUGUGCCAAUCAUUCUGCAACAACAAGAGGAGCAUUUCCACCGCAUGAUUAAAAAGACUGAGCCAUCGAUAUUGAAUCGUAAAUCAACAAUCAAUGGACUUGCUCCAAUCCAUUUCGCCGUCUUAUGGCCAACCGGACUGAGGAUGCUAGUGGAAAGAGGUGUGGAUCUGAACAUCGAAGACAACUAUGGUCGGCGACCUGUACAUCUUGCCGUGGCCCUAGGGAUGAUCGAUUCUGUCCGAUGUCUGCUCAACGCAGACUGCGGGCUCUUUACCCCAGCAGAAGACUGCAGCCUAUUGCAAUAUGCGCUAGUGUUGGAAGACGAACAAGAGAAGUCACAGAUCCUGUUUCAACUCACCCAGGCGCUAUGUGAUCGCCAUACUCGCCUUAAGGACAUGGCCAUUUCGUAUCUGCCGCCUUCAGUAUCCACCAAACUCGAGUUAACGCUCGGCGAGCUCCAGGAACAGCGUGCGCCAUCGAUUAUGGAGACGCUUCUAUCGCACGGGAUCGAUGUUCCUCCGGCUCUAGAGCUCGACGGGAAGGGCUUUUAUGACUUCUUCAAGGUGGGUCCUCGACAGGUUCAAACAACGUCAAAAGCCGCAAACGCACUGUGGUCUGCCGAAUUCUACCGUUUUGACGAACCCAACGACGAUGGGUGGACACCGUUCUUGCAAAGCUGGUUCUAUCAUAACUUUGAGAUGAUAGACUGGUUCGCAAGAAGAGGUGUAGAACUAGAUUCCAAGCAUACGAACGCCCCUUUGUCUGCACUUCAUCUCUAUGCAAAGGGAAUGCGUUACUUCGGGAAAGCUCCUCGGCCCAUAUCACCACUAGAAGAGCACUGCAUCGAAUCGAUACAAAAGAAACUUGGUAUACCCUACGAUGAUUGUACUUGUAUAUGCUCGCCCGAGGGCUGCAUACCUAGCAAAUUUGUGUUCGAAUUCAACUACGAAGGACUGUAUUCGCAAAGACGUGAAAUCCAACAUUUCAUCAAACAUUUGAACCCACCAAAGCAUCUCCUAAGUCGAUACAUCUACCACCUCACUCAACACAUUCUGUUCGAUUUCUUGGGUGGGGAACAUACUUGCUGUUCUCUUGGACGGGACUAUGUGUCGAUGCUGAAGCUUCGGAGACCGACAAGGACGAACAGCUGGCGAAAGACAUCUUACGGCUCCAUUGAUUUCCCCGGUGAGCAUUAUCAAUGCUGCACGAAUGGACUUCCCGUACCACGAGUAGAGAGUCUACGGGCUUUGCAAGACCCUGACGUCUUCAGCGUAACGCUGGACUCUGCGAUGUCACACUACGACGAGAUGGAUCGGCCUGAUACAAUGCCAGCCGAGGAGCAAAUUUACGCGUAUAUCAAGUGGAUUUUGGAGGAAGGAUAUCUGGACAUCGAUGUAAGUCACGGGUGCGAACAUGACCUGAAUGAAGACAUGGAGUAAGAUCUGGACGAAGAGUUCGUACCUCAGUCAAACAAUAC
This is a messenger RNA of Alternaria rosae, 3293 nucleotides long. RefSeq lists its product as uncharacterized. The coding region runs from base 112 to 3255 and encodes 1047 amino acids. The transcript is spliced from 4 exons. The record is from RefSeq and is a predicted model, not a curated record. Gene Ontology annotation, molecular function: protein binding. Lineage: Eukaryota; Fungi; Ascomycota; Dothideomycetes; Pleosporales; Pleosporaceae.